GAUACCCAAAAUAAUAGGGAGCACGAAGUUAAUUGUAGACGCGAGUGUAGGAGAUAACAAUCCCUUCCCAAAUAGUCUUCUUUAGCUUCCGCAACAAGUUAUUUUUUUAUCAGUCUCUCUCUCUCUAUGAGUAAAAAAAGCUGAGCAAGAAGAGCUCGGGCGAUUCAAGUCGUGAUACCCAAAAUCAAGUUAGGGUUUUUCUCAGACUUUCUCGUAACGUCUCCUGGGUUUUGAUCUUGUGGGUCUAAGCGUAUCCGAUGAUGAACUUGAUUUGCUAAGGAUUUGGGUUGUCUUUGUUUGGUUUCAAUGUCACUUAAGGAACAUGAGAUGGAAGAAGCUGCAAUGAGCUUGGUUAUGUUAUCUGAACGAGUUUGUGACUUUGAUUUGCCUCCUGGUGAUGAUGAUUCCAUGGAUUUAGAUAAGCUCAUACCUAUUCAAAAGAAGAGCUUAGGUUGUGUUGAGUCCAUACAAGACUUCAGGGAAAUGGUUUCUCACUCGGGUUUCGAAAAGUCUACUACUUGCAGUGAUGAUGUUGUUGUUCUGAGAAGUGACUUGCAGAGUAACUCAAGUCAUAAAUGUAAUGUAUGUGGCAAUAGUUUUGGGUGUUAUCAAGCUCUGGGUGGCCACAAAAGACUUCACAGAUCGAUUAAAGAGAAACUAGAGAGUAAAAAGGAGAACACUAAAGAUGAUAGUUCACUGUUUUUUGGCUCAUCAGAAGAUAAGAAGAUUGUUUCAAUACCAUCAAGCUUUGAAGUGUUUCAGAAGGAGAAGAUCUUAGAUUGUGUUGUGUCAAGACAAGACUUCAGAGAACUGCUUCCUUCGGUUUGUAAGUUUCAGAAAAGACCUGAGAGUAGCUCCAGCUAUAAAUGCAAAGUAUGUGACAAGAGUUUUGAGUGUUUGCAAGGUCUAGAUGGCCACAAAGGACAUAACAGCCUAUUAGAGCGUGAAAAGAAGUACAUAGGUGAUAAUAAGUCACUGUCUUACUCAGCAGAAGCUAAAAAGACUGUUUCAAAACCAUCAAGCUUUGAAGUCUCUCAAGAGAAGGUCUUACAUUGUGUUGAGUUGAAACAAGACUUUAGUGAACUGCUUUCUUACUCUAGUAAAACCAGUUUCAGUGCAUUACCUUCUACGCUGAGAAGUGAAUUACAGAAAGAUACUCAGAGCAAAUCAAGCUAUGAUUGCAACAUAUGUGGGGAAAGUUUUGUGCGUUCUAUAUCUCUAAGUAACCACCAAAGAGUUCACAGACCGAAUAGAGAGAAAUUAUCGCGUAAAAGGAAGUAUACUAAAGAUCAUAAUCCACUGUCUGACUCAUUACAAGUCUCUCAGGGGAAGAUCUUACAUUGUGUUGAGUCGAAACAAGACUUUAGUGAAUUGCUUUCUCAUCCGGGUUUCGACAAGUCUAUUAGUUGCAGUAUCAUUCCAUUAUCUUCUUCCCUGAGAAGUAAAUCGCAGUCCAGCAUUUCGACUCGAUUAUUUUUUGUUGCAGUGAGCUUGGUUAUGUUGUCUCAGCGAGUUUAUGACUUUGCUUCUAUCAGAAACUUGCCUCUGGGUGGUGAUGAUGUUAUGGAUUUGGAGAUUAAACCAUUGAGAAGUAAAUUGCAGAAAAAGACUCACUCCGGCUAUAAAUGUUGUAAAUGUGACAAGAGUUUUGGGUGUUAUCAAGUUCUAGGUGGUCACCAAAGACUUCACAGAUCGAUUGAAGGGCAAUUAGCACAUAAAAGGGAGUAUACUAAAGAUGAUAAUUCGUUGUCUGACUCAUCAGAAGCUAAGAAGAUUGUUACACAACCAUCAAGCUUUGAAGUCUUUCAGGAGGAGAAGAACUUACAAUGUGUUGAGCCGAGACUAGAGUUCCACGAACUGCUUGCUCACUCGGGCUUCGAUAAGUCUGGUACUUGCAGUAUGACCAGGUUCAGUGCAUUACCUUCUACCCCAGAAGCUAGGAAGAUUGUUUCACAUCCAUCAAGCUUUGGAGUCUCUCAGGAGAAGAUCUUCUUACAUUGUGCUGAGUCGAAACUAGAUGACUUUCGUGAACUGCUUGUUGCUCACUCGGGUUUCGACAAGUCUAGUAGUUGCAGUAAAACCAAGUUUAGUGCAUUACAUUCUCCUCUGGGAAGUAAAUCUCACUCCAGCUAUAGAUUCAAAAUAUGUGGCAAGAGUUUUGUAUGCUCUCAAGCUCUAGGUGGUCAUCAAACACUUCAUUGAUCGAUGAAAGGGCUGUUAG
This is a messenger RNA of Camelina sativa (false flax), 2221 nucleotides long. The record is from RefSeq and is a predicted model, not a curated record. NCBI's taxonomy places the organism in Eukaryota, Viridiplantae, Streptophyta, Magnoliopsida, Brassicales, Brassicaceae.